Messenger RNA from Daldinia loculata, 1728 nucleotides. Its product is annotated as major facilitator superfamily transporter. Gene Ontology annotation, biological process: transmembrane transport. The record is from RefSeq and is a predicted model, not a curated record. The transcript has 5 exons. Gene Ontology annotation, cellular component: membrane. NCBI's taxonomy places the organism in Eukaryota, Fungi, Ascomycota, Sordariomycetes, Xylariales, Hypoxylaceae. Gene Ontology annotation, molecular function: transmembrane transporter activity. Bases 1 to 1728 code for a protein of 575 amino acids.
AUGCCAAUACCCACCGAAUACAUUGCCAUGGAGCUACGUACGAAUCCCACGAGCAGAAGCGAAGACACCGAAACUCUUGCUCCCGUUUCGAGCGAUUCAAGCUUAGAGCUCCAGAUUACUCGCCCAGAAUUGCCUCUGCUACGCUUUUGGCUAUUUAGUAUUGGGCUCCUUGUGGGGUUACUUCUAUCAUUCCUCGAUACGUCAAUCGUCGCCACGAGCAUCUUUGCGAUAGCGACUGAGUUUGGUGAUUUGGAAUCUAUAAACUGGGUCGCCUUGGCCUAUUCUUUGGUGUAUCUCGGAUGUGCUUCUUUGUUAGCUCGGGUUUCUGAUAUAAUUGGCCGUCGAAAUGCCUUCAUCGCAUCCUAUCUCAUAUUCGUUGCAUUUUCGAUUGCGUGCGGGUUCGCCCAAAAUCUGGUUCAGCUGAUAGCAUGUCGAGCUUUGCAAGGACUUGGUGGUUCGGGGUUGUAUUCCAUCACGAUGAUAAUCCUCCCCGAAGUUGCACCGGAGAGGAUAAAACGCUUUAUUGGAGGUCUAGUCGGAAUCGUGAUUACCAUGUCAAGUGUUUUAGGACCGGUCCUGGGCGGCGUAUUGACCGAGUAUACAACGUGGCGAUGGGUAUUCUGGAUCAAUGGGCCUAUUGGCGCAGUGUCGAUUCUCUUGUUCUACUUCACAUGGCCGACACCUCAGUAUUUACCUAAUUCGGGAAGAAGAUCUUGGAGGGAACUGGACUAUAUUGGCUCGAUGCUUCUAAUUGCAGCUGCCGUAUUAGUUGUCUUCCCGUUUCAGAAUACUGCCAUGAUGGGAGAUCAGUGGUCGAAGCCCGUGUUCAUCGCUCCGCUUAUUAUCGGAGUAAUCUCAUGGCUAGGACUGUUCGCAUGGUCCGUCUUCAUUGAUCGGCAGUUGGGCGAUGUUAUAGACGCAGCGCUCCCUAUGCGUUUGCUGCGUGACCGUGUGUACGCAGCAGCGGUGCUUAAUACCUUAUUCAUGGGAUUUCCUUAUAUGCUUGUUAUAUAUGCAUUUCCAAUUAGGUUGCAGGUAGUGAACGACAAGAGUGCCCUUCUUGCUGGCGUUAUGCUGCUUCCGAUGCUGGGAUCAAGCGCUGUGGGCUCUCUUGUCGCAGGGGCACUUAACGGAAAGAAAGACAGAAUAUUUGAGACAUUAUUCGUUGCUACAUCUCUAGUAGUUCUGGGUUGCGGACUUCUAUCAACUCUUUCAAACUCACCUGACCUUGAACAGAAAGCAUUGGGAUUUCUGGUUUUUGUUGGCUUGGGCUUUGGAAUGGUUGUAUCAACAGCAACAAUGGUGGCGACCUUUCACUCAUCAGUCAGAGACCAUGCCCCUGCACAAGGUUUGAUGGCCCAAGUUCGAGUUUUGGGAGGUAGUAUAGGCAUUGCAGCCUCAUCGGCCAUCUUGGGUGUUAAGCUUCAAGAGCAGAGCGGCCCUGGCCAACCUAGCGAGGUUCCGUUGCUUGAAAGUGGCAGCAAGUCUCAACAGCAGGCUCAGCUAGAGGCUACUAUACUAGCGUACGCGGGUGCGUUCAAGGAAGACAUGCGGGUAUGCACAAUUAUUGGAGCUGUUGCCAUCCUCCUGACUUUUGGUACGUUCAGUCGAAAUAGGUUGACAGUAGCAGAACGCAGAGCACAACAGGUAAGAGAAAGGUUCGGGAGAAAGAAAGCCCCGUCGUCCCAAGCCUUUGCUUACCCCGAGUCUCUUGCCGACCAACACUGA